CUGGACAAGGCAAUUAAUCUGGCACGAGCUCUGCAGCCGGCGAAACCUCUGCAUGGGUAUUCUGCCUAAGGGAACCAGGGCGCUUUUUUUUGAUACCAUCAUGUUCUAUUUGUAGAUUAGAUGUAGCAUGUACGCUAAUAUAUUAUGAUCUUUACGAGACAGAUUUUGUUUUGCGACUCUCAUUGCGGUGCCGUAUCCGCCAUUUGAGGUAUACAAUGCUCGACUACCGGCGUUGGGCACAUGCACAGAAACAAGGGACAAGGAGACGCAUGCAAGUGCAUAGACCAAUUAAUAGACACUACUCGGUAUGUGUUUUGGGAGAAGUACAUAAGCCACUUGUUUCUUGCGUUUAUGCAGGGAGUCAAUUCCCAACAUGCAAGGUUGUGUUUCACAAGGACAUGAUUGAGUGUGUAAUGGUAGUGUGUGGGAGGGGAUAAAAAGAAAGGCCAUUGGCAUCACACAAUUCGAUAUGACGUGGGGGCAAAAAGGUAUCAUUCGAAGCAGCGCAUG
Molecule: messenger RNA, 510 nt
Organism: Trichoderma atroviride IMI 206040
Lineage: Eukaryota; Fungi; Ascomycota; Sordariomycetes; Hypocreales; Hypocreaceae
Source: RefSeq, a predicted model, not a curated record